This is a messenger RNA of Lingula anatina, 623 nucleotides long. RefSeq names its product lactadherin. The record is from RefSeq and is a predicted model, not a curated record. NCBI's taxonomy places the organism in Eukaryota, Metazoa, Brachiopoda, Lingulata, Lingulida, Lingulidae.
CCGGCUCGGUACAACUCACUAGUAUGGGUGCUUUGCUACCAUUCACUCUCGCACUCCUUUUUAUUAAUAUUGCCCCAGCACACGGGGGAACAGGCUGUUCGGAAUUGCUCGUGUCCGGGAAACACCCGAUACCGGAUAGUUCUAUAACGGCCUCCACGUCCUACCCCCAUACUAAUAGCGCCUGUUGCCUGAAUCACUUCCCGCACAGGUCCCGUAUCAAUCUGGUCACGGACAAGAAUGGGAACGGGGGUUGGAGCUCCUUGACUCAGGACGACAAACAGUGGCUGCAGUUUGAUCUGGGGUUCUCCAGAAAGAUAACAGGUGUGAUAACCAAAGGUAGACAGGGGUAUUCUAGCGCAGGUAAAGGACAAUACGUCACGGCAUACCGGCUGUACUACGGCAACGCAACAGAUGAUAUGGCUAUGUUUGUAGACAAUGAUUUCCAACCCGUGAUAUUUGAUGGUAACUGGGACACAGUGACACCACAAGUGCGUGACCUUGACCCUCCUAUCUACGCCAGAUAUGUCCGUAUUAACCCGGUCAAAUGGAACUCUCACCCGUCCAUGCGUGCUGACCUACUGGGAUGUCCACUUACGAAGGACACGAACUCCAUCAUUGGGUAG